Molecule: messenger RNA, 404 nt
Organism: Prorocentrum cordatum
Lineage: Eukaryota; Dinophyceae; Prorocentrales; Prorocentraceae
Source: the annotation of a GenBank genome assembly
GCUCCGAGAGUCUCCCCGCCCUGAUCUCGCCCAGCGGGUCGCGCAGCCCUGGCAGCCCGGGACUUCGCUCCACCGGGGCUUCCGUGAUGAAGAUGCAGGCCGGUGGCCGAGGCCCCCGGGACCAGUGCAACCAGCUCACGAAGUUCCACUAUGAGCAGAUGGAGAAGAAGGCCAGCGGCUUCGUCCAGGCGGGCAAGAGCGAGGACGCCAGGCACGUUCGCACCACCGUGGGCUCCAGCAUCUUCCGGCCCGGGCAGAAGGCGGAGAACAUGUUCGGUUGCAGCAUCACGUCGACCGCGAAGCUGUCGCAGGAGCUCUCGUCCAGCCGCGCCGCCAGCAAGAACUCCAGUGCGGGCGCGGGCACCCAGACCCUGCACAGCCCGACCAGCGGCCUGCUCGGCUGA